Molecule: messenger RNA, 4014 nt
Organism: Schistosoma guineensis
Lineage: Eukaryota; Metazoa; Platyhelminthes; Trematoda; Strigeidida; Schistosomatidae
Source: the annotation of a GenBank genome assembly
AAGGACAUUCGGACUAUCUGAUGAUUUGAGCGUGUAUCUUUAGUUCACAUUCUGAAGUCAUCUUCUCAACCUAGUAUACAAGCGUCUUGUCAAAUACACCUGUUGGUUCGCGUACAACUGUUAAUUCAUUCUAAUACUAACCAACUGUCAUAAAGUUCCUUUGCUUAUUGGUUCUAAAUCAGCCUGUCAUCAAUGUCAGAAUCGAUUUUUGAGGAUUUAUCUGCCCAAGUCAGGGUUCCUGCUGACGGGGAAAAAGUUUUCAAGGAUGAAUGUCCUUUUUCGUUUGAGACACCUGAGACAGAAAAAGGAAUAUACAUAUGCAUGCGACACUUCGUUGCAAUUGGCUCUAAGAUCCUUAGGCUUUACUAUGAGAAGACUGGUUGUCGUGCUUUCCUAAGAUACAAGAUCGAAAAGCAAUUCAAAGAUAAGGGUGCUAGUGCUCAAGAACGCCCAACAAAACUCGCUAUUGGAGUUUCUGGAGGUUUUGACUUUCCCCAAGAUAUGUAUACAGUCACUGAACAUUGGUCUCUAGUGCGUCUCCCGCAAGGCGAUUCAUUUGAUAUCCCGAAUCCAGAACCCGGACAAGGACAAUCUGAUAUAUCUCAUCUAGAGAUUUUGGAACUUCCUAAACACCUAGCUAUUUCAAUCGCAUCAAUUCAACGUGCUGAGUCAGUAUUACUGGCAGAAGAACGAGCUAAUUCACUUAAAGCUUGGGAAGAUGAUAAUAUUUGUUUUAUUUCGUCGUAUGCAAUGAAUUUAGCACAAAUAAAUAAUUCAGUUCGGAUUCCCCCGUCGUAGGUUAACAUUACUUAUUCUGCUAGUUUAUAUAUUGUUUUUAAAUAAACAAAUAGUCUUGCAUCACUCUUUCAUCAACUUGGAUUACUAAUUAUAUUCCUAUAUGCAUUCACUGCGUCCAGUAUAUUUAUGGAACACUAUCAUCCUCUACCCUUCAACUGUUAACAGGAUACAUGGUUUUAUUUUUAUUUAUUUAUUUGAACACAAAUAUUGGUACGAGGGGCACCAAAUAUAUAUGCGCCACACAAAACAAUGAGAACGGGAAGAGAAAAAAAAGUGGAUGGAAAUGUUCCAAAUGUGAUUUGAGAGAUAAUCUGUGGAUGAAUCUUACUGACGGAACCAUACUUUGUGGUCGAAAAUUUUGGGAUGGGUCUGGAGGAAAUAAUCACGCUUUGGAACAUUAUGAAAAGACCAAGUAUCCGCUAGCUGUCAAACUUGGAACUAUAACUCCCAAGGGUGGAGAAGUAUUUUCAUAUCCUGAAGAUUCAAUGGUAACCGACCCGAAAUUAGCAGAACAUCUUGCUCACUUCGGUAUUGAUGUAAUGCUUAUGCAAAAAACCGAUAAAACGAUGGCCGAGUUAGAAGUGGAUGCAAAUGAGAGACUUGGAGAGUGGCUAACAUUGCAGGAAUCAAACCGUACACUUGAAGCACGUUAUGGUCCAGGUAUGACUGGACUUAGAAAUCUCGGUAAUACUUGUUACAUGAAUGCUGUGUUACAGGUUCUGUUUUCAAUCUCACAAUUUCGUUCAUAUUAUGCCUAUCAAUUGCCAGUUUGGUGUGAGGAAGCAUUGGAUCAAUUCACUUCUGAAGAUCAUCCACUUCUACCAGUAGAUCAUAUUGGUCUACAAUUUUCGAAAUUAGGACAUGGUCUUUGUUCAGGUGUUCAUUCAUGGUUAGUUCCAAAUAAUCUUAGUCAUACUACUACAGGUGGUCCUGUACCUAUUCUCCCGGGUAUACGUCCAAUUUUGUUUCGUCGAUUAAUGGGCGCGCAUAAUUCCACAUUUGCCACAAGACAGCAACAAGAUGCUUGCGAAUUUUUAAUCUAUCUAUUAGAUUUAUUAGAACAAAAGGCUAAUAGACAAGAACACGGAAAAGUACACCCAAGUAAUGUGAUGCGUUUUGGUGUGGAAGAACGUCUUCAAUGUGGUUUGACAAAUAAGGUCUCGUAUAAAACUGAUCAUGAAUGGAUUCUUUCAGUUCCAGUUCCAAUGGAAGCGGUAACAAAUCAAAAAGCAUUAGACAAUUAUGAAAAACGACGUGUUGACGCUGAGUUAAAUGGUAUACAUUUAUCACCCGAAGAGGUUGUACGACCAAUUAUUCCUAUGGAAGCUUGCCUGUCGGCUUGGGCUGAAACAGAACAAAUUAAUGAUUUUAAAACACCAGCAAGUCAACCUCCAGGUGCCAAAACAUUCGCUUUACGUUCUAAUCGUUUAACAAAUUUUCCAAACUAUUUAUGUAUACAAGUUGGACGAUUUACUGUUGGUACAGAUUGGCUUCCGAAAAAAUUGGAUGUAGAUAUCGAAUUAAAAUCAUCUGUUGGAAAUCAUGGUAAUACAGAAUGGUUUAUUGAUUUAAAUGGUUUACGUGCACCGAAUGGUAGUAGACCAUUGCCUGGUGAACAAUUAAUGCCAACUGGAGAUGAAAUCAAAUCUGAACAAAUGAAAACUGAUGAUGAUGAUGAUGAUGUACAACCGGAUGUAACAAUUAUCAAUGAUCUGUUAGUUAUGGGUUUCACUUUGGAAGCAGCACAGAAAGCUUGUAAAUUUACACGAAAUACUAGUGUAGAAAAUGCUACCAAUUGGUUAAUGGAACAUUUAGACGAUCCAGAUUUAAACGAUCCGUUGUCACCGCCCAGUGGUUAUCAGCAACAAAAUAAACAGAAACAACCAGUAGCUGGGUCCGUCACUUCUACAAAUAUUGACGAAAACGCAGUUGAAAUGAUGUUGGCUAUGGGAUUCAGUAGACAACAGUCAAUCAUCGCAUUACAACACAAAAAUGGUAAUUUGGAACAAGCUGCUGACUGGGCAUUGAGUAAUCCAGAUGAAUUAGAAACUUUAUUACUUCAAUCUGAAAUAGCUAUGACUAAUAAAUCUUCCACUGAUGCUGGGAAUAAUUCAAAUCAGACAUCUUCAUCAGGUCCACCGUUAUCAGAUGGUAGUUCAAAGUAUGAAUUAUUCGCUUUUAUUAGUCACAUGGGAAAAUCGACCAAUGAUGGUCAUUAUGUCGCUCAUAUUAAACGAUCGUUUCUAGCUAAAUGUAUUCCUCAUGAACCGCCAGUAUAUCAUGUCGGCUCACCAAUUUGUGGCGGUUCCGAUCAAGAAUGGAUUAUAUUCAAUGAUGAGAAAGUGGCAAAAAGUGAAUGCCCACCACAUCGUCAUGCUUAUUUAUAUUUCUUUCGAAGAUUAGAUGCUGCUGAUCAAUCUGAUUAACUGUACUUGUGUAUGUGUGUGUCACCGAGUGGUAUGGUCAUUUAAACAGCUUAGUGUUAAACAAUGAUAGAUUUAUUGUUUUAUUUUCUCUUUCAUUGUCUCCGCCUAUCUUCCAUUCUUAUUUUAAACUUGCACCCCAGAAAUUCAUUAAGUUGUACACAUUAUAAAUUUAGAAAACCUGCUCUUGUGUGUAUGUGUAUAUGUAGAAACGAUAAAUUGCUGCUGGUAAAGUACAAUAAACAAUUCAAAAGUAUAGCAUAUUAGUUUUCUGCAUUCCCUAAUUACAUUUAUACGUUCAUUUAUUGUUAUCUCUCAUCUUCUAAAUAAGUUUAUGUAUCGUAAAAAAAAACAAUACAAACACUAAGCCAGAUAUAUAUGGAUAUAAAUAAUGAAUAUAUUUUCAAUCAAAUUAAACUUGGUAACAAAAAGGAAAGUAUAUAACAUAGAGACAAACACACACACUCGCGCACACACACAAACAAACAUAUACAAAUACUACCUCUUUUCGGUUUAUAAAUUCCAUACAUGAACGAAUAAAUUAUGUUUUUUUUUUCAUUUAAUAAUUAUUUUAAAAGAGAAAACACAAUGAAUGAAACAAUUUACAUCAUAGAAAAUGUGGUAAUCUAUCUCUAUUUAAUAAAUAAAAAUGUAUUAUCCGUGUUUUGAUCAAUUUUGUUUUCAAUUCUAUAUGACUUACUCGUUGUUAAUGAUCCUUGUUAAUGACUAUAAUGUUAUAUAAUCUUGAAAAAGAUAUCAUAAAUAAUAAAAGUAAACGUGUUUUUUUUAAAGU